AUGGUAGGAUACGCUGCAGUUGUCGCUUUACUGGCAGCGGCGCCUCUCUGCGCGGCGCAAAUUAAACGAGCCGACUACUCAGCAGCGGCGGCGACUACGUUCUGGUACGCCAAUCUGGACCACACCGGCCCGUACAAGGGAGACGCCCCGGAUCUCGACACCAACCACACGUACCCGGUCUUCAAAUCCGUGAGCCCCGGCGCUACGGCCGUCGAGAUCCAGGCCGCCAUCAACGACAAUGGCAACGGUGGUAAGCGCCACUCGCAAUGGCUCGCGUCCGAGCCGAGGGUUGUGUACAUACCGCCGGGCACCUAUACGAUCAACCAGACCAUCUACAUGAACACGGACACCAUUCUGAUGGGCGAUGCCGCGGAGCCUCCUGUGUUCAAGGCCGCCGCUGGCGGGUUCACUGAGGACCAAACGCUGCUCUCCGGCCAGGAUCCCGGCACCGGCAUUUCUGGAGAAUUAUCAUUCGCCGUUGGCUUGAAGAACAUCAUUCUCGACACGUCUGAUAUCGACGGAGGAACUUCUUUCACCGCGCUCUGGUGGGGAGUCGCCCAGGCCUGCCAGCUGCAGAAUGUGAAAAUCACCAUGGCAUACUCCGUCAACGGUACUGGCCACAGCGGAAUUCGGCUGGGACGAGGCUCGACUCUCGGGCUCUCGGACGUGCACAUCGAGCGCGGACAGAACGGUAUAUACCACAACGGGCACCAGCAGGCCGCCUACAAGAGCAUCUACUUCAAGGAGAACACGGUCGGCAUGCUGAUCGACGGUGGCAACACCAUCAGCCUCAUCGCACCGACGUUUGAGAGCGUCGGCUUCGCGGUCUCGUGCACGGGCGGCUCGCCCUGGGUGGCCAUCGUCGACGCCAAGUCCAUCAACUCGGGCGUCACCUUCAACACGAGCGUGUACCCGUCCUUCCUGAUCGAGAACCUGGACAAGGACACGGACUCUGACGUCGCCGUCAACCUCGACGGGACCCUGCUCGGCGCCGCCCGCCACGUGGACCAGUUCUCGUACGCCAACACGGUGGACCGCGACCCGAUCUACGGGGCCGUCAACUCCUCCAACACCCGCCCGGCCGCACUCGCGCCCGGAGGCCGCUACCCGGUGAUCCCGGCGCCCAACUAUGCGACGAACCCAGUCUCCGACUUCAUCAACAUCAAGGAUCCGUCCCAAAACGGCGGGCAUGUCGUCCGUGGGGACAAUACCGUCGACGAGGCGGGCGUCCUCAACCAGAUCCUGCAGUUCGCAGCGGAGAAGGGCAAGAUUGCCUACUUCCCCUUUGGCAAGUACCGCGUCGAAUCCACCGUCCACAUCCCCGUGGGCUCCCGCAUCGUCGGCGAGGCGUGGGCCACCAUCACGGGCGCGGGCGACUUCUUCAAGGACUCAGCCAGCCCGCAGCCCAUCGUCAUGGUCGGCAACCCGGGAGACGUCGGCACGGCGCAGAUCCAGGACAUGCGCUUCACCGUCUCGGACGUGCUCCCGGGCGCCAUCGUGCUGCAGUUCCACAUGGCGGGCGCGGCGGCGGGCGACGUGGGCCUCUGGAACUCGCUGGUGACCAUCGGCGGCACGCGGGGCGCCGAGGGCCUGACGUCGAGCUGCAACGACGCGGCGGCCGAGUGCCGGGCGGCGUUCCUGGGCCUGCACUUCGCGGCGACGUCGUCGGCGUACGUCGAGAACGUGUGGAACUGGGUGGCGGACCACAUCACGGAGGACUUUGCGGGCGGGUCCAACAUCGCGGCCAAGGGCGGCGCGCUGGUGCAGGCGACGCGCGGCACGUGGCUGCACGCCCUGGGCAGCGAGCACUGGUGGCUGUACCAGCUCAACCUGCACGGCGCCGCCAACGUCUUCGUCAGCCAGCUGCAGUCCGAGACCAACUACGACCAGGGCGACAACGUGCGGCAGCUGCCGCCCGCGCCCUGGACGCCCGACACGGGCGCCGCCUGGGGCGACCCGGACUUCAACGCCCUGUGCGACGCCGCCGACGCGCGCUGCCGCAUGGGCCUGGCCAACCUGUUCCAGGGCGGCGAGAACAUCUACACGUACGCGUCGGCGUCGUGGGUCUUCUUCAGCGGGCCUGGGUACCAGUCCUGCACGGAUGGAUGCCAAGAUUAUCUGCACUGGGUCGUAGAGACGCCUUCCAACUUCCAGGCUUUUGGUCUGUGCUCCAAGGAUACCCGAGCGCCGCUGCGUCUCGCGAAUGGCACAGAGAUUUUGACGGCGAACGGGUUCACCGGGUCCUGGGGCGGCAGUAUUGGGAGGUAUACGCCGUAA
Molecule: messenger RNA, 2277 nt
Organism: Neoarthrinium moseri
Lineage: Eukaryota; Fungi; Ascomycota; Sordariomycetes; Amphisphaeriales; Apiosporaceae
Exons: 4
Coding region: 1-2277 (758 amino acids)
Molecular function (GO): polygalacturonase activity
Source: RefSeq, a predicted model, not a curated record